Molecule: messenger RNA, 222 nt
Organism: Sphenostylis stenocarpa
Lineage: Eukaryota; Viridiplantae; Streptophyta; Magnoliopsida; Fabales; Fabaceae
Source: the annotation of a GenBank genome assembly
AUGGAACGUGAGAAGCAGAUGAAUAAUCAUCUGCUUCCGGAAGAAAUCGAAGAAUUUCUUGGGAAUCCUGCAAGAGCCACUCGUUCUUUUUUCUCUGACAGAUGGUCAGAACUUCAUCUGGGUUCGAAUCCUACUGAUAGGUCUACUAGAGAUCAGAAAUUGUUGAAAAAAGAACAAACGAAACAUCUUGCUCUUUCCAGGCGAUCGGAAAAGAAAGAAAUA